This is a messenger RNA of Perca fluviatilis (European perch), 2345 nucleotides long. It is a transcript of the gene slc7a3a, whose product is annotated as solute carrier family 7 member 3a. The record is from RefSeq and is a predicted model, not a curated record. Gene Ontology annotation, cellular component: plasma membrane. Gene Ontology annotation, molecular function: amino acid transmembrane transporter activity. Lineage: Eukaryota; Metazoa; Chordata; Actinopteri; Perciformes; Percidae. Gene Ontology annotation, biological process: transmembrane transport; amino acid transport. The transcript is spliced from 12 exons. Bases 399 to 2345 code for a protein of 648 amino acids.
CCACCUCCCAUUGCGUCAGUUUGUUUGUACACACCCGCCCCUCCCGGCGGAUGGAUCAAAACCACACACGCUCAACUGAGCGGGAUAUUUCAUCAGCAGCCACGGCGACAACGCCUAUAAGACAUUAAAGGUCCUAAUCUGCUGCUGCAAAAUACUGUAACCACAGACCUGCCACUUCCUGUUGUGUGUGUGCUCGAGUAACUGUUGCCUAAGUCAUCGGACCUGCACUAAAGGACCAAUACUAAACAAGUACUUGGACCUAACCAUCUGCUCAAAGUACUUUUACUCUCCGACCAGUCACACGUGUUCUGUUUAAGCUGUGUCAAUCACACACACCCUCACUGUAAGGAUUAAAAACGCAAAGCCUGGUUCAGCGCCCACACACAGUCACAGCAAAUAUGGCAAACAAGCUGUCCAACUUUGGAAAAAUCCUGCUGCGUCGCCGGGCAUUAGACUGCUCUGGUGAAGAGACCAGAUUCGCCCGCUGCCUGUCCACCCUGGACCUCAUUGCUUUGGGGGUGGGCUCCACACUCGGCGCCGGUGUCUACAUCCUCGCCGGCGAGGUUGCCCGUGAAAAGGCAGGGCCUGCUAUUGUCCUCUGCUUCCUCAUCGCUGCGCUGUCCUCCAUGUUGGCCGGCCUGUGCUACGCUGAAUUUGGAGCCCGUGUCCCCAAAACAGGUUCUGCAUACCUUUACAGCUAUGUGACAGUUGGAGAAAUCUGGGCCUUCAUCACAGGCUGGAACCUAAUCCUCUCCUAUGUAAUAGGUACGGCCAGUGUGGCCAGGGCGUGGAGCUCAACGUUUGACAGCUUAGUUGAGCAAAAGAUCUCUGACUUCUUUAAAGCCUCCAUGACAAUGCAGGUGCCAGGGCAUGUUCUGGCAGACUACCCCGACCUGUUCGCCCUCAUCCUGGUCCUGCUGCUCACUGGACUUCUGGCCUUUGGUGUGAACGAGUCGGCGCUGGUGAAUAAGAUCUUCACCGGCAUCAAUCUGGUGGUUCUGGGCUUCGUUAUCAUCUCUGGCUUUGUUAAGGGGGACACAGCCAACUGGAACCUGACAAAAGAAGACUAUGAAAGCUUCAUAAACGGCACCAACGGCAGCAGCCUUGACAAAGUCGAGGAGGAAUUUGGCGUGGGUGGCUUUGCUCCAUUUGGCCUGACUGGAAUCCUGUCUGGUGCUGCCACCUGCUUCUACGCCUUUGUGGGCUUUGACUGCAUCGCCACAACAAGUGAAGAAGCAAAGAACCCAAUGCGUUCCAUACCUGUUGGCAUUGUCGCCUCGCUGCUGAUCUGUUUUUUCGCCUAUUUUGGUGUGUCUGCUGCUCUAACCCUCAUGAUGCCAUACUACCAGCUGAACUCCCAGAGUCCUCUGCCUGAGGCCUUCAGCCACGUCGGCUGGGCUCCUGCCAGAUAUAUCGUGGCUGUGGGCUCUCUCUGCGCUCUGUCCACCAGUCUCCUAGGCUCUAUGUUCCCCAUGCCCCGUGUAAUCUACGCCAUGGCAGAGGAUGGGCUGCUGUUCCGUAUUCUGUCCAGGAUCGACACUCGCACAAAGACUCCUCUCCUGGCUACCAUCGCUUCUGGCGUUGUUGCAGCGCUGAUGGCAUUCCUGUUCGACCUGGCAGCUCUGGUUGACCUCAUGUCCAUUGGAACUCUGUUGGCGUACUCUUUAGUGGCCAUCUGUGUCCUCAUCCUCAGGUACCAGCCAGGCAGCCUGAGUUCGCCGAGCCAGAUGGAGAAGCUGGUGGAGCUGGUGGAAGGGGAGAAGGUUGCCGUCAGUGGAGGGGACAGUGGUGACGAGUACGGCAUGGAGAGGCCGCUCCGAGAGGCCUUCACUGCCAAGCUGCUCUUCUGCCCAAGUGGAAAGACCCCAACGCAGACCUCUGGGAAUAUUGUCUACGCCACCACUGCUAUUAUUUCGGUUUUUAUCACUGUACUGUGCAUCAUCCUGGCCAACUUUCUCACAAUGCUGCAGGCCGGGCAUCCAGCAGUUGUGGUGCCCUGUGUCAUCUUGACCCUGCUCUGUAUCGUCUGUCUCGUCAUCAUCUGCAGGCAGCCUGAAAGCAAAGAGGCUCUCAACUUCAAGGUCCCUCUGCUUCCCUGGUUGCCCCUUUUCAGUGUUUUCGUUAACAUCUACCUCAUGAUGCAGCUGGACCGGGGUACAUGGUGCCGAUUCGCCGUCUGGAUGGUUAUCGGUUUCGCCAUCUACUUCCUCUAUGGUAUUAGGAACAGCAGUGAAGCUGCCAAAAGGUCCUCCCCACGCAAAUACGAGCCCGCACCGCAGACCGAGAGGCCGAUUUACAAGGGCGCUCCUAACGACAGUGACGUGGAAGUAGGCAGCAGCCCUUGA